GAGGUCAAAGUAAACUGGGCAACCACUCCUAGCAGUCAGAAGAAAGACACAUCCAAUCACUUUCAUGUUUUUGUGGGAGAUCUGAGUCCUGAGAUCACAACUGAUGACAUCAGAGCUGCAUUUGCACCUUUUGGGAAAAUCUCGUAAGUUCCAAGAAGUUAUACCUUUUUGUGGAACAUGUUUGGGUUUUGUCUAAAUAAUGUCGAUGGGUUGUGUGCUAUCUGUAUAUAUUAUUUAGCCCCUGUCAGCCAGACUUUCAUAAAAUUAUGGGCAAAGGUUUAAUUGACUUUUUGUUACUGCUGAUAGUUGGUAGUUGAUAACUGCAACACAAUCACAAUUUUGAGAAUGUAUUGAUACAAGAUAAAACAAACAUUUUUACAUAUUAUUUUACAUUUUUUAUUUUCUUGAGGUGCUAGCGUUAGCUUGUAUGCAGUCACACUUCUGACAGAAAUGAAAGUUUUGUUUCACAAAAUUGUUUUAUUCUUCACAGACUUACACUUUUCACAUUUCAAUUGUUGUUGUUUAGUUUUACUACAGUAAUUCUUUUAAAAACGUGAUGUUAUAGCUGGAGACAUUUUGCUUUAUUUGCAUUAAUGAUAUUUGAAUCACAUAGGCUAAUCAGUAUCACCAAUAAACACAGGGCAGUGUAGUCAAUAUUGUGUCCCCAGAUCGAUCUGUUUUAAAGUGUACCAUACAUUUUUUCAUCACUAAUCUCCUUUGCUAUGCAGAAAUGGGUAAGUAGCUUUGAUAUGCUAAAGCAGUUCAAUAUUUGGUUGAAAACACACAAAAAUAUAUGCAGUACUACUCUGAGAAAUUUUUAGAUUCUCCUUUAGCUCUGAGUGUCAGUUAAUAGAGCUCUGGUUAUUUUACAGAAAUGCUCAUAGGAUUGGACAGGAGAUUGAAGGCUAACAGCAAGGAACUGUGCACUCUGGGAACUCAGAUCUUCCCAAACUCCUUAUUGGUGGUAAAGAAUUGACCAGGAAAAAUAAAGAAAUCUGUUAACAGGCCAUGGAUGCACGCGUGGUGAAGGAUAUGACAACAGGGAAAUCAAAGGGGUAUGGAUUUGUGUCCUUCUAUAACAAACUGGAUGCUGAGAAUGCCAUAGUACACAUGGGGGGUCAGUGGCUUGGUGGGCGACAAAUCCGGACUAACUGGGCAACUCGUAAACCACCUGUCCCCAAGAGCGUUCAAGAGAAUAGUUCCAAGCAGCUAAGAUUUGAUGAGGUGGUGAAUCAGUCGAGUCCGCAGAACUGCACCGUGUACUGUGGUGGCAUUCAGUCAGGUCUCACAGAACACCUUAUGCGACAGACAUUUUCUCCUUUUGGACAGAUAAUGGAGAUUAGAGUUUUUCCUGAGAAGGGCUAUUCUUUCAUCAGGUUUUCCUCCCAUGAAAGCGCUGCCCAUGCCAUUGUGUCAGUGAAUGGGACCACCAUCGAGGGUCAUGUUGUGAAGUGCUACUGGGGCAAAGAGUCACCUGACAUGGCCAAAAACGUCCAACCGAUGGAAUAUGGCCAGUGGGGACACUGGAAUCAAAUGUAUGGCAAUCCGCAACAAUAUGGUCAGUACAUGACGAAUGGCUGGCAAGUACCAUCCUAUGGAGUAUAUGGGCAAACAUGGAAUCAGCAAGGAUUUGGUGUAGAACAGUCACAGUCCCCUGCGUGGGUGGGAGGAUUUGGGACACAACCCUCUCAGGCUCAGCCUGGCCCAGUGAUGAACCAAGCUAACUUUGGCAUGGCAGGGUACCAGACACAGUGAUUUGACCUUCACUCUCCAUAAUACACAUCUCUUUUCACUUGUUUAGAAACUGCUCUCAUGGGGAGGGUAGGUAAAGACUAAAAGGAGCUCAUCUUUUUUUCCCCACAAGCAUUGGGUCUAAAGCUGGAUUCGCUUUAGUGUUAAGACACAUUUAAAAUUAAACAGGCAACAGGGAUGCACUGCUUCAAUGGAAUUCUGAAUUCAUUUACAAGAUAUAUUCCUGUUUUAAUGGAAUUGGAGAAGUUGUGUUGUAUCUAUUGCCCCACCCUUUUUUUUUUUUUAUUCUACAUAUCUUGAAGAAAACUGCACAUUUUUCUCUUAAGCCCAGCUUUAGGAAAUUCACAGGUACAUUGCAGAAAACCCAUGGUAUAAGUUAUCUGAACAUAUUGUUUUUUGAACAAUGAGUAUUUUCAUUUUUCCCCUUCCUAAAUAGCUGGUCAUGCAUUUGCUUGUUCAUAACAGUUUGGACUUGAAGUUUUGUACAAAAACACAACAAACAACACAAAAAACUAAGCAUUCUGACUCUGCAAACAAAUGUAAGUAAAGGCACUUUUUGGGGGUUCAUCGAACCUGUGUCAUGUAAAUGUUGACGUGUAAAUGAAUUUCUAUGUGCAGUGGUGUUUAUUUAAUCCACAUUAGCUCCCCAUUCGCCUAGAAAUUCUAGCGCUCUUUGAUACUGUAUGUAUAAUGUAUCUUUUUACUUAGAUUUACAGACACAGUAAAAUAUCUCCCAUUCACAAUGGAGGAAGGGUGAUAAUGGCCAAACCUGUAAAUAUCUUUUGAUAACUUGGUCUGGAAUAAUGGUUUCAAAACAUGCGUUCUACUUGACAAUUUUGCAGAACUAAUGCAGCAUGUGUUAGACAAAUAUUUAUGUGUGACUGACAUGCUGAACAGAUUCAGUGAAAUUCACAAGCAAGCCUUAAUUUUUGGUCAGUCACACACAAUUCAGUUUAACACUUUGAGAUCCUUGUAAAGAGCUGUAUAAUUGAUUUUAGAGCUGACUGUAAAUUCAUCCCUUUGCUAUUUUAACAAAAUGCGUGCCAUUUUUGAGUAGCCAGAGAAAAAGAUGUUUGGAUAUUUUUUUUUCCUGGGCACAGUAAGGAAUUGCAUGUUUCAAUCUAUAAUAUUGAGUUUGCUCAAAGCAUUGAAUGUAAAAAGCAGAAAUGUUUGAAUACAAUGUAGCAUUUAAAGUUUUCUUUUUAGUCUAAAUGAGUCAAUAAAUGAACAAACCAUUGGACAAGAA
This is a messenger RNA of Myxocyprinus asiaticus (Chinese sucker), 2998 nucleotides long. Its product is annotated as nucleolysin TIAR. The transcript is spliced from 10 exons. The coding region runs from base 1009 to 1755 and encodes 248 amino acids. Gene Ontology annotation, molecular function: mRNA binding; DNA binding. The record is from RefSeq and is a predicted model, not a curated record. NCBI's taxonomy places the organism in Eukaryota, Metazoa, Chordata, Actinopteri, Cypriniformes, Catostomidae.